AUGCUCUCGCUAUUCGCGGCCGCCGCCGCCUCGUUCACCGUGCCGUCCGCCACCGCGCCGCCCAACGCGUUCAACCUUCUGCGCGGCAUCGACGUGCUGCGGGCCACCGACGGCGUGGCGGUCCCGCUCACCGAGCAGUGGGCCACGGACGAGCGUGCGGUGCUGGAGCUGGGCGCACAGCUUGCACGUGAUGUGCUGCCUGUGCUCCGCGGCGGCAAGCCGCCUGCCAAGCUCGUGGCGGUCGGCAUCGGGACGGCCGAGCGAGGCCGAGAGUACUGCGAGCACGUCGGCCUCCCUGCGGAAACCCUCCUCUGCGAUCCAGAGAACGCCGCGUACGACGCUCUCGGCCUGAAGAAGGGAGUUGCCACGACCUUCUUCACUGUUGACACGCCCUUCGCGAUUCUCGAUCGCGCGCGCAAGGACGGCGCCGCCGACCUGAUCGACGCUACCAAGCGCUGGAAGCCGUGGCUGCCGCCCAAGAAUGACCAGGGCCUGCAGCAGGGCGGCGCGUUCGUCUUUGAAGGCCCCGACCUGCUGUUCUCGCACUUCGACCCCAGCACUGGCGCGCACGCAAAGCUGGACGACUUGCUCGAGGCGGCGGCGAGAUAA
Molecule: messenger RNA, 609 nt
Organism: Emiliania huxleyi CCMP1516
Lineage: Eukaryota; Haptophyta; Isochrysidales; Noelaerhabdaceae
Exons: 2
Coding region: 1-609 (202 amino acids)
Molecular function (GO): antioxidant activity
Source: RefSeq, a predicted model, not a curated record